ACCAUCCCGUACAUCGCUCCCUAGCUUAUCCUCGCGCAAAGCAUCGCAUUGGAAUCGCCUCAUUUGCGCGACCACAACCGUGUCGAUCUCGUCACCCCUCAAACCAUGUCGGGCGGAAACAGCUGGCUCGCGCGGCAGCGCAAGACGGAGCUCACGGAGCUGGCACAGGCUGUUGGGCUCAAAGACUACGAGGGCCUACGGAAGAGCGAUCUGGAGCUCGCGCUCGACGAGCACCUGUCGGACCACGCGACGCGCUACCAGUCCGACCCCCGGUUUACCGACUACUUCAAGAGCCGCGCCCGCGCCGGCGGCUCGCCCGUCAAGAAGGAGACUGCCCCUGCGCCAGAUGUAAAGACGUCGAGACGGCGGACCACCAAGGCCGCCGACGCCAUUUCCGCUGCCGACGAGGACGAAGACACAGCGACCUCCCCCGCGCACGUCGCGCAGGCGGCGUCCACGGCGCUGGCGCGCACGCCCGCCCGCGCGCUCUCGCUCGCCUCGCGGAUCUCGCUUCCCGCGACGCCGGCGGACGUGGCGCAGGCGGUCGACCGCGGCACGGUGGCGGUGCGCGAGCGCGUCUCGACGCUGUACCAGCAGUCGCGCAUCCCCGAGAGCGCGCAGCUGACGCGCGAGUGGCUGUCGACGGUGCAGUCGGUCGUGUCGGCCAUCGCGCUCUUCGAGCUGUACAAGCUGCGCCAGGAGGUCCUGCCGGACCGCUACGCCUUCACCGUGCCCGCCGUCCCCCUGCUGCGCACCCCGGACUACCCCGUCCACCUGCCCGACAUGUUCGCCCUCCUGACCCCGGCCUUCUGGUCCCCGACCCUGACCUGGGCCCUGACCAGCGUCGCCCUGCCCGCCCUGUUCGGCUACUUCUUCAACCUGUCGGCCGCGCACAGCAACAACGGCCCCCACCACCGCGGCCGUCGCAGCAGCAGCAGCACCAGCGGCGGCGGCGGCAGCGGAGGCAGCGGCAACGGCGGCGAGUACGCGGUCGACCCGCUCACGUUCAGCAUCGUCAAGGCCGUCGUGACCUACGUCGUCUACGCCCAGGGCGUCACCUUCGGCGGCCUCAUCAGCCCGGACGCCGUCGCCCGCAUCAACUCGGCCCUGUACAGCGGCUGGCGCGGCGUGCUGGUCGGCACCGCCGUGUCGGCCCUCGCCGCCGUGUACGAUGCCGCGCUGAGGAAGUAAAAGUACACUAGGUGGCAUGGCAUGUUGUGCGGGCUGGGAGAGAGAGAGAGAGAGAGAGAGAAAGAGAGCGUUCAUGUGCCGGCGGCGGCGGCGGUGGUGGCGCUGAGGCUGGCCUUGCUUGGGAGGGGAGAGGCGGUUAAGGUUGUUGGGUGAUGGGGGUUGCGGUUGGGAGGCGUUCAGGGCGUUUUCUUGGGUUGCGAGGGCGCUACCUCUUCCCUCGAGUCGUUUUUGGUUUCCUCGUGUCUCUUUAUUUUUUUACCUUACUUCCUCCGUUUCUCUGGCGUCGUGGAAUUCUGGAUUCUCGAAUUGCCUGAUACCAUCCUUAUCUAGUCCGGUUUCCCCUUCUACCGUGGUCUGCCAUGGCACCCUGCCUCGGGUGGGCUCGGUUUGCCCUGGCCCAGAGGGGAAGGGGCAAGAUCGUGUGUACAUGCUGUUGAAUCGCUUUUUCUCCCCAGUUCUUCUGCUUUUCUCCUUGAUCGGUUAGUUUUCACUGAGGUGCUGAAGGUUCCACAGGUGGAAGGUUGGAUGGGAUGGGGUGCUGCUCUGGGGGGCCGGGUUAGGCUGGCAUUUUGAAGUCACCUUCAUCUUUGUUCCGCGGGAGGUUCGCUAGAGACUUGCACGGCGCCUCUAUUCACGGGCCAUAGCUAAAGGAUAGGACGGGGACGGAGAUGGGGACGGGGACGGGGACGGGGACGGGGACGGGGUAUAUAUUUGCUUUAAUGCAUUUGACACCUCUGCUAUUGUGCUCAUCUUGCGUUUCGCAAUUGUGGACAUGACCCUUGGGAGUCCUGCACCUUCCUGACUGUAGCUCUCUGUCUCACGCGCGGCAGGCAGGGGAAUAGGGGAGAGCGAGCAGCAAGCCCAGAUAAGAUACCGCGCCUCAACCACGGCGGGGUCAACUCACCCCUCAUUCUCGUUCUCAGCCUC
This is a messenger RNA of Thermothielavioides terrestris NRRL 8126, 2118 nucleotides long. RefSeq lists its product as uncharacterized. Lineage: Eukaryota; Fungi; Ascomycota; Sordariomycetes; Sordariales; Chaetomiaceae. The record is from RefSeq and is a predicted model, not a curated record. Gene Ontology annotation, cellular component: membrane. Bases 106 to 1191 code for a protein of 361 amino acids. The transcript has 3 exons.